GUUAACAAAAUAAAAUUAGAUAUUUUACAAAAUAAAUUUAUCGAAAAAUAUGUCGUUAGAUAUUCUUAUAUUGCUCCCAAUGCAUUUAACAAUAAUAUUAUAUAAUCUCUAGUACUGAGAACUCGAAAUAGUUACUGCCGACCGGCCGGCCCGUAUUUAUUAUUAUCCAAAUUUAACACGGCAUUCAUAUAUUUCAUAUAUGAAUCCUAGGAAAUUUGUAAACAAUUAUGUUUAACCAUUAGGUUGUUAUCAGUAUUUAUACACCAUAUUAAUUCUGUUCGUUGUAAAUUAGUAUUAUUAUUACAACUUGUAAUACUACGGUCUACGUGCGUACCGGUUUCACUGUACAGUGCGAACUUCCGAGUGCACAUUAGUCAGGCGUCAGUAUUAAGCCCGUCGCGUGUCGCAGUGAUAAUUUUAUUUUUUUAAUAUUUCUGAUUUAACGAUGCCUAAAGAUAAGCAAUCAUUGUCACGACGCCUUAAAUCUUUAAGCUCUGAGUUCGGUGAAGAUGUAUUCUCUAUUGAUAAUGUAGUUCUAUUUUGCAAACUUUGCGAAGUGAAAGUGGAUCCCGAAAGACGAUCUAGUAUUACACAGCACAGAAAAACAGAAAAACAUCGUCGUGCUGUAGAACGUAAAAUAAAUCAAAAAACAGCCAACAGCCAACAGCUAUUAACAAAUCUAACGUCGAAAAAAUCGACUUUUAAUAUGGAUUUAUGCAAAGCUUUUAUAUCAGCUAAUAUUCCGCUUAACAAGUUACAAAAUACAGAGUUUCGUCAAUUCUUACAGCUAUACACACAAAAAGAUGUCCCCACUGAAUCGACACUUAGAAAGUUUUAUCUUGAUGAUUGUUACGAGGAAAUGAUGAAAAACAUAAGACAACGUGUGUUUUUAAAAAAAAUUUGGAUAUCGAUCAAUGAAACGACUGACGCUGAGGGAAGACAAAUUGCAAACGCCAUAAUAGGAACUCUAGAAGAAGAUAGAACAGGUGAUAUAUUUUUAUUAAAUACCGACGCAUUAGAAAAAACAAACCACUCUACCGUAUGCAAAUUUUUCGACAAAUCGCUCAGUAUUUUGUGGCCUGACGGAAUCAAACACGAUGACGUGUUAUUAUUUCUAUCGGAUGCGGCGCCUUAUAUGGUUAAGUGUGGGAAAUCACUUAAUGCGUUAUAUUCAAAAAUGGUACAUGUGACGUGCGCAGCGCAUGGUCUCCAUAGGACUGCUGAAGAGGUACGUGGACAAUUUAGCACAAUCGAUAAAAUUAUAUCGAAUGUCAAAAAUUUUUUUAAAAAAUCGCCAUCGCGUGUUCAGAUAUUCAAGACACAUGCCCCGAAUAUUCCCUUACCACCAGAGCCAGUUAUCACACGCUGGGGCACGUGGCUAAAUGCUAGCAUUUAUUACUGCGAAUAUUACAAACAAAUUUGUGAAAUUGUAGAAAUAUUAGACUCAGAAGACGCUUUAAGUAUAAAAAUAGCAAAAAAAAAUUUGGUAAAAAUAUGUGUCAAAAGUAAUCUAGUAUACAUAAAAUCAAAUUUUAAAGUACUUUCAGAUUCAAUUUUAAAAUUACAAAGAAAAAAUAUGCCUUUAGCUGAAUCCUUAGAUAUUCUGGAAAAAGUUCAAGUUCAGUUACAAAUGGCUCAGGGUUAUGAUGGGCAAAAAGUGUAUAAGAAAUUUGAAACGGUUUUAAACAAAAACAGCGGAUUAAAAAUACUAAAACAGAUAUCAGAAAUAAUUGGAGGAGAAAGUGACAACAUGGAUGAUCUACAUGAAGAUCUUACCACAAAUGAUUUAAGUUUUUACAAGUUUGCUCCAAUUACAUCGGUUGAUGUGGAGAGAUCUUUCUCGAUUUAUAAAAAUCUCUUGACGGACAAUCGGAGAUCAUUUAAACUCGAGAACAUAAGGAAACACCUCUUACUUCAGUGCAACACGGGAAAUCAAGAAGGUUAAAGUUUUUUGAAGAUAUACAGGCAGACAGCAAUACAAACAAGUGUGCAAAAAGUUUAUUUUUUU
Sipha flava (yellow sugarcane aphid) is the source of this 2008-nucleotide messenger RNA. RefSeq lists its product as uncharacterized. NCBI's taxonomy places the organism in Eukaryota, Metazoa, Arthropoda, Insecta, Hemiptera, Aphididae. Bases 446 to 1945 code for a protein of 499 amino acids. Gene Ontology annotation, cellular component: nucleus. Gene Ontology annotation, biological process: regulation of transcription by RNA polymerase II. The transcript is spliced from 2 exons. Gene Ontology annotation, molecular function: double-stranded DNA binding. The record is from RefSeq and is a predicted model, not a curated record.